Molecule: messenger RNA, 3434 nt
Organism: Dermacentor andersoni
Lineage: Eukaryota; Metazoa; Arthropoda; Arachnida; Ixodida; Ixodidae
Source: RefSeq, a predicted model, not a curated record
CCAGGGAAAAGACGUUGGCACGCCUAACCUAACUAGCAUUAACGCCGAAGCGCGAGUGUCACUACUAGUCAGAGAUUAGGCUGGCCUACCAUUUUAUUUGACGCUUCGCCCAGAUGACCGACCGGAACGUGUCUUCGGCGCUGGUGGCUGAGCUUCUUAACACGUUCUUCCUGCACCCACGCCGGCACGACCUGGUCAGCGAACUCUCGCAAGGCCUCCGGAAGUGCGCCGGACUUUGCGUUGCACUUAUGGCAGCACCAAAGGUGCUUGUGCUUGACGACCUCACGGGCGGCGUGGACGUGAUGUUGCGACGCCGCAUGCUAAAGCUCAUCAAGACAGUCAAGGACCAGUGCGCCAUACUGAUAACCAGCCAGAGGCCAGACGAACUCGACUUUGUCGUCGACAAGGUGGCCAUCCUGGCCCGAGGCGUCGUGCAGUGCGUCGGGUCGCCAGCGUUCCUCAGAGACGCAUACGCAGUCCCCUACCGCUGUCGCCUGAUCCGCGACACAACCGACUGCCGCUCUGCUUUCGUGGAAGCGCAGCUUCGAGAGUGCCUGCCGCAAGCAAAGCUCAUAUCCAAGGCCGCCAACGAGCUCCUCUUCUCGCUGGGCACGAGGAAGUUGCUAAGCUUCGGACACACCUUCCGCUCACUGAACACUUUGGCGCCAUCUCUGUACAUCCGUGACGUCGGCUUUCCCUACGUGAGCUUGGAGGACGUACUGAUUCGCGUGAGCUACAUGUCUGGCGAGGCGAUAGUGCCGCCCACUGGUGGCCUCAACGUGGCUCCCGGCGCCAAGGUGCACGUGGCCCGCAGCGGCAGGGUGCUCUGGCGCGGCCUACUGGCGCUACAGCGAUACCGGCUGCUGCACCUCGGAAGGCACGUGGGGUUCUACACGCUGCUGCUGCUGAUGGGCGCCCUGCUCUUCCUCGUGUUCUGCGACAGGGUGGCCAGCGUCAGAACGCCCUUUCCACGGGCGCUGCCUCGAAUCCCGCUGGACCCUGAGGCGUUGCGGCAAGGAUACGUGCGCAGCGUGACGGAGACGGCAGACCUUGAACAGGUGGUCAUCAACCUUGGCUCACGACGUGGCGUCAAGCUUCUGAAGGCAGGGAGCACCGUUGGAGACGCCCUCGGCGCUGAAAACUUUACAGCUCGCUUUGCAUUCGAUCUGGGAACUCAGGCACUGGUCUCCUGGUACAACGUGCGCUCCCGAAGAUCCGAGGCCAUGUCACUGCUGCUGCUACAGAAUGCCGCUCUGCAGUUCGUUAGCGGCAACACUAUGCAGCGCGUGGAGGCAGCAAUCGAGUUCCUGCCUGGUGGAGCCUCCGUGAGCCCCGUCAACGUGUUCACGUGGCUCUCGGAUGUCGAGCUGAAGCUGAGCGGUGCCACGUUCGUUCCCAUCUCGCUGGGUCUUUUCAGCGCCGCCGCCGCGCUGUUUCCGGCCGUGGACCAGGCCGAUGGCGGUCGUCUGUUGCAGCGGCUUUCUGGGUUGCCGGGCGCUCUCUACUGGCUGUCCAACAUGUUCUGGGACUACAUGGUGCUGUACAUGCUGUACAUGCUCCUACUGUCCCCCAUGGUGGUCAUAUGGGGAUUCGGCGACAGCGUCGAGUUCUGGGUUUCCGUGGUACUGCUGUUUGCGGCGUACGGGUGGGCAGCCAUACCGCUUGCCUACGUCCUGUCACAGCUGGCGGGUCCCAGACCUUCUAGAGCCUUCUCCCUGGCAGUCGUCGCGAAGUGCGUCUUCGGUGUCCUGGCUGUGUUGUACGUGAUCCGGCUGCACCUGUCGUUCUACGUGGGGGAAGAGGAAUCGCUGAGUCGGGAGCUUCUCGAGCUCAUUAGCACCAUCACUCGCAUGGUGCCCACUGUGUCCAUAUCGUGGGGACUAGGCCGAGCCAUGUGGCUGACGUCACUCAACGAACUCUGUCACAUGGACAACGACGCGGACUUUAUGCAGGCCUGUCGGAUCCUGAACGCCACCGAGUCACCGAUGCAUCUAGUGCGGCGUUACUGGUUCCUGGUGCGCUGCUGCAACGUUCGGCUAGCAUGCAUGCACAACGUCCAGAACUGUGUGCUGCCUCACGCCCACCUGCUCACGUGGAACCCGCACUCGGUGUGGCCCGAGGUGGCCAGCCUCUUGCUCGCGGGACUGCUCUGCCUGGCCGUGCUGUGCUUUGCCGAGACCAACGUGUGGUGGCUACUUCGCCGCGUGUGCGGGUACCAGCCGCACCUGUACGUGACGCGAGCGCCGCAGUGCCUGCUCAACGAAGGCGAAAAGCAGCGCCUAGUUCGCCACUUCAGGGACAAGACUCUGCCCUGCAUUGACACGUUGGUGGUGAGCCACGUCCGCCAGGAGACCGGCCCGUACGCGCCGCUUCAUGACGUCAGUCUGUGCAUGCACCGGCGUGAGUGCCUCGCCCUGUUAGGACCCACGGGCUCAGGUCGGUCCCUGCUGCUGAGUAUCCUCACCGCACAAGUUCCGGUGUCGGAUGGCAACGCUCACCUUCUCGGCGCCGACCUCUUCGCUCAUUCGAGCGAGUUUGUCCGGGCGCUGGGCUACGCCUCCGAAGAUCGCGUCGCCGUGGGUUGGCUGACGGGCCGCCAGCUGCUGCGUCACAUGGCCCGCAUGCGUCGCGUGCCCCCAAAGACUGCCGCGGUGGUGGUCGAACAGCUGCUCCGUAUGCUGGACCUUGUCGAGCAGUCCGAGCGCCACGUGUCCGUGUACAGCAGCGGCGAGCGUGCCAAGCUGGCUGUCGCGUUGGCCUUAGUGGGUGCACCACCGGUCGUGCUACUAGACAAGCCUACUGACGGACUCGACCCCGUGGCCAGGCGCCGCGUCUGGCACACUAUCAUCACCUUCGUCAAGAAGACGCACAUGUCUGUGUUACUGGCCACCGACGACAUUGAGGAGGCCGAGUCCGUGGGUUCUCGAGUAUUGUUCCUGCACCGGGGACGUGCGCGGCCUAUGCUUCGCGAGCGAGACCUGUACCCAGAUGCGGAGCGAGGAUACGAAAUCACCAUGUCCCUUAAUGGCUUGAGUGGCCUGACUGUUGCCGCUGCGCAGCAAGAGGUCAACGACACCGUGCAGAGCCUGUUCCCGGGCCGCAACCUCGCUGUCACCAAACUGAAGUCGUACGUGCGAUUCCGCGUCAUGGACGACUCGGUCGACUGGGAGAUGCUGGUCGACGCCCUCGAAAGCCUGCGGCGCUCGCUCGGCCUGUCCGACUGCCGGGUGCUGGCCACCACUGUGCUGCAGUGCGCCUUCUACCGCCGCCUGGUGGAUGCACCGUCGACUCCUUUGCCCUCCCUUGUCAUGUCGCCCACCUCGCCCGUGCCCGGCCUGGCCGCUGCUGGAGGUGCCGGGGAGCUGUACACUGGCCCGCGGCCACGCUCGGCAUACCCCAGUCGCUACGCGUACCCGACAGACAAGAAAUAAAAC